UCAGCAUUUCAUGGAUCUAAUGUUGAUAUCAACAAUAGUUAAUUUGCUUUGUUUUUAGAAUGCCGUCCAGGAUAUUACUUUAAUUUGUCUGAAAUGGUUUGUACAAAAUGUCCACGAAACUCGACACAAGAGAACAAAGGACAGAUCACAUGUGACAUGUGUCCAAUAAAUCUACCAAUCACAGAGAAGGAGGGAACAGUUUUUCAAUCUGAUUGUAUUCAAAAUUGUAAUGCAGGUUCCUAUUUAACAAAACAACUUUAAAUUGUACCAAAUGUGAAAAAAAUAGUUAUCAACCACAGAGAGGAAAAACAAAAUGUUUUACGUGUGGAAUGAACAAGAUCACCAUAGAAACUGGAACUAUUGACAAGAGACAAUGCAUUGAAGGUUCUUCACGCAAAUCUAUCGGAAAACUUAUAAAGACUGUUAUUCCCUACGCAAUAGCGGCAAUUUUGUUUCUGUUUUGUAUUCUCUUGUUGUGUUAUCACCUUAGAUGGCGGAUGAAGAAAAACAAAAAAAUGAUCACAGCUCUGAAACCAACUUAAAUGAUCCAACAAACGUAUCUGGCAAUGAAUUUAUGCUCCAGUCUCGAUCACAACAAAGUCAGAAUCACGUGUAUGAAGAACCGAGAUGGGAACCCGAAAAUCAUUCCAGUGUUGUGAAAAUCAGCUUUGAACCUCGUCCUCCCGGAUAUGAGGAACCUAUUAUUAUAACCUUUGACAAGUCUCUGCAGAACCAGAGUGUUGAUCAAUGCGAAAAUUCUUCUGUCCGUGAUUCAAUGACUAAUGAAGAUAAUAGUGAACGAUAUACAUCUUUGAUAUUAUCCCCAGGCUGUAGAAAUGACUUAGAAAAUAAUGACUAUCAACCACUGCUGAAGAAUGGUAAUGUAACAAAUGGCGAAAGUGUUGAUCAAUACCAAAAUUCUUUUGUCAGUGAUUUGAUGAUUGAUGAAGACAAUGGCGUGGAAUAUUUGACAAUUAUUGAAUGAGACUGAGCAUUUUCA
Molecule: messenger RNA, 1000 nt
Organism: Xenia sp. Carnegie-2017
Lineage: Eukaryota; Metazoa; Cnidaria; Anthozoa; Malacalcyonacea; Xeniidae
Product: signal peptide, CUB and EGF-like domain-containing protein 2
Exons: 4
Coding region: 491-985 (164 amino acids)
Source: RefSeq, a predicted model, not a curated record